This is a messenger RNA of Abrus precatorius (Indian licorice), 423 nucleotides long. RefSeq lists its product as uncharacterized. The record is from RefSeq and is a predicted model, not a curated record. NCBI's taxonomy places the organism in Eukaryota, Viridiplantae, Streptophyta, Magnoliopsida, Fabales, Fabaceae. Bases 7 to 423 code for a protein of 138 amino acids. The transcript has a single exon.
CAGAAAAUGGAAAUGGAGUCACUAUUGCCUAAGCCAAACUAUGGUGGCAUGAAGAGGUACUUAAGAAGGCGGCGCUACCAGUGUCUCAACGGUGGCACCACCACCGGAGGAAAGAAGAUGAAGAUCAUACGGUUGAGAAGAAGCCGACGAAGAUAUUGGAGGAUCAGAGCAAUUCCAAGGCUUAAAUGGAUAAUGAGAUCACCAUUGAAGAUGUUGAGAAAGCUAAAGAAUGCUUACAUGAACUUUAUGUUGAGGUUGGCUAGUAACUUAGGUGCCAUGAAUACUGAUAACAUGUUUGGUGUGAAACGGAUUCCAAAGGCUCGUGAAGUGUCAAAGGCUUAUUCCGGUGAUGCAUUUGAGGCCAGACUCAUUUUUGAGAUUUCUAAGGCCUUGGUUGCUUCUUAUGAACUGUAUCCCAUGUAA